Molecule: messenger RNA, 819 nt
Organism: Penicillium concentricum
Lineage: Eukaryota; Fungi; Ascomycota; Eurotiomycetes; Eurotiales; Aspergillaceae
Product: SDR family oxidoreductase
Exons: 1
Coding region: 1-819 (272 amino acids)
Cellular component (GO): cytoplasm
Molecular function (GO): oxidoreductase activity, acting on the CH-OH group of donors, NAD or NADP as acceptor
Source: RefSeq, a predicted model, not a curated record
AUGUCGCGGCGUGUCGCACUUAUUACGGGUGCUGCCUCUGGCAUAGGGCUGGCUUUGACAAAGGAUCUGGUCGCCAAGGGGUGGUACGUCGUCAUGGCCGAUGUUGACGAGAAGGCUGGUCGGGCACUUUCGAAGGAGCUUGGGAAUCAAGUGUUGUUCCAAGUCACCGAUGUUCGUUCUUACUCGCAACAAGCAAGUCUGUUCAAAACCGCCUUUGAGUGGGGGGAAAAUCAACUGGAUUUUUUUGCUGCAAAUGCCGGCAUUGCCGAUACCCACUUCCUCUACAGUCAAAAUGAAGAGUUUGACGAAAAUGGGGUAUUGCUACCUUUGAAGCUCGACUCCAUGGAGGUAAACCUCACUGCUGUUAUCCAGGGGGUUUGGCUAUUCAAACACUACGCUCGCCGAAACAAAACCCCCGGUGGAAAGAUUGUGAUCACCUCAUCGUCUGCAGGGUUAUAUCCCAUGCCAACGAACCCUGUCUACACAGCUACCAAACAUGCACUUGUUGGGUUAUCCAGGGCUCUAGGCCCAGUCUUUGCAAAGGAAAACAUUCAAGUCAACGCUAUCUGCCCAGCCUUUGUCCCAACUGCACUUUGUCCAAAGGAUAUGUUGGAGCGAUUUCCGAAGGAACACAUCACUCCAAUGUCGACAGUCCUCAGAGCGUACGAUACAUUUAUCAACGAUGGGACUCUCCAUGGACAGACUGUGGAAAUAAGCCUGGAUCACCUCUACUUCCGCAACAAGCCAGAAUACCCCAAUGAGAGUGAACGGUGGCUAUUGGAGGACUUUUCCAGUUUCUGGGAAGAAGCUUAUAAAUAG